Carassius carassius (crucian carp) is the source of this 3175-nucleotide messenger RNA. Its product is annotated as gastrula zinc finger protein XlCGF8.2DB-like. Lineage: Eukaryota; Metazoa; Chordata; Actinopteri; Cypriniformes; Cyprinidae. The transcript has 2 exons. The record is from RefSeq and is a predicted model, not a curated record. Gene Ontology annotation, biological process: regulation of transcription by RNA polymerase II. The coding region runs from base 271 to 1407 and encodes 378 amino acids. Gene Ontology annotation, molecular function: RNA polymerase II cis-regulatory region sequence-specific DNA binding; DNA-binding transcription factor activity.
CGGGUGGCGCUAAACACAUACGUUUGUUUGCCAAACACCAUUAAACCUCAGAAGAAGAAGAUUCGCGUCAGCGAGCUCUCUGUUGUUUUGUUGUGAUGCUGGUUUAAUACAAACGGUUGGAAAUGUUGUUUCUGUAAAUACAUACCGUUUUUGAAUCAGGUCAGUAAAUAGCUGUAAUAUUCUCAUCCUCAAAAUCGUGACUAAGUUUUGAAUUAAGCAGGAAUAAUAUCUGUAGGAGAAUCAUCUGAACUGAGAUCUGCUGCUGUGAAGAUGAUGUUUGUUAAAGAGGAGAGUGAAGAGAACACGAGUGAACCAGAAACCUGGAGAAUAAAACACGAGGAACCAGAAACCUGGAGAAUAAAACAAGAGGAACCAGAAACCUGGAGAAUAAAACAUGAGGAACCAGAAACCUGCCGAAUAAAACAAGAUGAACCAGAAACCUGGAGAAUUAAACAAGAGGAACCAGAAACCUGGAGAAUAAAACACGAGGAACCAGAAACCUGGAGAAUAACUCAGGAGGAACAAGGCCUGAUGAAGAUUAAAGAAGAAAGACAAGAUCUGAAUGAGGUGGAGGAGAAAUAUCAGGAUCAGAAAGACCAUGCCAACAAUGGAGAAAAAUCAGUGAGUUGCAGCAUUAAAACAACAGAAGUCAAGAGGCCUUUCAUCUGCUCUCAGUGUGGAAACACUUUCACUUGUAAAAGAAAUCUUAAGGAUCACAUGUUACUUCAUGCUGGAAUAAAGCCUUUCAGCUGCUCUCAGUGUGAAAAGAGUUUUACACAGAAAGCAAGCUUAAAGAAUCACAUGCUAAUUCAUACCGGGACGAAGCCUUUCAGCUGCUCUCAGUGUGGAAAGAGCUUCAUAUGUAACAGAAAUCUUAAGUAUCACAUGUUAAUUCAUGCUGGAAUAAAGCCUUUCAACUGCUCUCAGUGUGAAAAGAGUUUUACACAGAAAGCAAGCUUAAAGAAUCACAUGUUAAUUCAUGCUGGGAUAAAGCCUUUCAGCUGCUCUCAGUGUGGAAAGAGUUUUACACAGAAAUCAAGCCUUAAGGAUCACAUGUUAAUUCAUGCUGGGAUAAAGCCUUUCAGCUGCUCUGAGUGUGGAAAGAGUUUUACACUGAAAGUUAAUCUUGAAAAGCACAUGUUAAUUCAUGCUGGGAUAAAGAUGUUCAUCUGCUCUGAGUGUGGAAAGAGUUUUACACAUAACGUAUGUCUUAAGAGGCACAUGUUAAUUCAUACUGGGAUAAAGCCUUUCUCCUGCUCUCAGUGUGGAAAUAGUUUUACAUAUGAAUCAAGUCUUAAGAGGCACAUGUUAACUCAUAAUGCGAAAAAGUCUUUCUCCUGCUCUCAAUGUGGAAAGACUUUUACACAAGAAGGACAACUUAAGACUCAUUUGGUAAGUCACUCUUGAUAAAAGCCUUUCACCUGCUCUCAGUGUGGAAAGUAUUUGUCACGUAAGAGGUACCUUGAGACUCAAGUGUUAAAGGGGUCAUCGGAUGUCCAUUUUCCACAAGUUUAUAUGAUUAUUUAGGGACUUAAUAAAAAGAGCUCUGAUCACCCCUUCUCUCGCUCCAGUUUGGUGACAAGCCACUCUAAUGAGACCAUAAACUUUUGCCACAUUUAGCUGCAGAGCUUGAUAACUAGGACAUUAUUAGGAAAAGCAAUUUGCAAAGAUUAAUUUAAAAUAAAUUACAAAUUACACGUAGUCAAACAGACAGUGAACAGUUUUAACUGCAAUGAUAAUAUGUUGAGAUUAAACUUUGUGAUUGCGAAUAAACAUUGUGAUUAAGCAAAAAAUUUUAGUUUUAUAUGUUGUUCCAAGGUUAGUAUCAUCUGAAGUCUUCUGGAGAUUGGCAUCAUCUCUGCUCAUCAGGGAUGGGUACAGAGAACCAGUAUUUUUUGAAUUGGUAUGUAAUUGGGUUGAUAUUGGAAUAUGGAUAAGCUUCAAGACGAACGAUAAUGUUAUUGAUACUUGCGUUGUUUUAUCUCUGUAUACUUCAAUGUUAAUGGUGAAUUCGAAGCUGCUGCCUGUCAUUUCCCUUCACUGAAUGAUGUGGCCAAUGUUUGCUCAACGUGCAUGUGAUAUCCAUGAUGCAUGUGCUGUUUGCGUGCGAUCAGAAGAAAAAAAACAGCAACUGUUUAGUUUUCCACAUUCUUCAAAAUAACUUUUUAUCUCCAACAGAAGAAAGAAACUCAUUCAGGUUUAAAAUUAACUUGAGUAAAUGAGAGUGAGUAAAUGAUGAAACAAUUUUCAUUUUUGGGUAUCAAUAUCUAUAACAUGUAAACUAUACCCAUCCCUACUUCUCAGGUGUUUGGUCAUUUCAAAUAUUCGUAAGGAUUGGAUCCAGACUGAAGCUUGUCUAAUUCCUAGUUGCCUCGGCAUGCAAGUCCCGUGACAGAGAUGGAAGCAAACAGCGACAAAAUUAGUGUAGCAGCUCUUCCAACCAAGCAAAGAUGGUGUGUUCCACCCAAGCAAAAGAAUGAAAAUGUGCAUUUGAUCAGCUAUAGCUUGCUAAAAAUCUCUCUUUAAUCUAGAUUUAAAUCGAGAGAGUGUGUCUGAACCCUGAACGUUAUUGGAUCUAUUAUAACAUCCAAUAGCUGUACUCCUCAAUCGCUUAGGUGACAUUUUGUCUGUUCCUGCUCCGGCCUCGAAACAAUGGCAAUGUGUCAGUCAACAGUCGUGGGAUAAACCUGGGUCUGUAUGACAUCACACAGCCAAGAAUUUAUAAAUGGCUUGAUCUGAGAAACUGGUUAUGAUUUAUGGUGAUUCUAAAAAAACACAUUGGGUGGAUUGUUAUCAUUAUAGGGUGGUUGUGUACACACACUGCCAAGACGCAUUUCAAUUCAAACAAUAUGUAAGAGCAUCCGAUGACACCUUUAAACUUAUUAUUCAUUGUAUCAACAAUGUGGUGUAUCAGAGCAAAUCAGAAAAUGUAAGAUUCAAACAGAACCGUGUUUAAACACAAGCCCCUUUCACACUGCAUGUUGGACCCUGACAAUUGUUGGAACAUUGCCGGAUCACCUUCUGUUUUGAAAGCAAACAUGUUCCGGGAUUGAUUGAUUGAUAAGUGAAAGUUAACGUGCCUAGCGUUAUCGACUUGUGCAUUACACGUCACAUCCUGAUGUCCCACAUCAUUACGGGACCUCUACGAGUUGAGUGAACACAUGCACACAUUCCU